Molecule: messenger RNA, 1506 nt
Organism: Urocitellus parryii (Arctic ground squirrel)
Lineage: Eukaryota; Metazoa; Chordata; Mammalia; Rodentia; Sciuridae
Gene: Abhd12b
Product: abhydrolase domain containing 12B
Biological process (GO): phosphatidylserine catabolic process; monoacylglycerol catabolic process
Cellular component (GO): endoplasmic reticulum membrane
Molecular function (GO): monoacylglycerol lipase activity; phosphatidylcholine lysophospholipase A1 activity
Source: RefSeq, a predicted model, not a curated record
AUGGACUCUCAGGACUGCGAGGCGGACGCGGCCCCUGGGCCCCCAGCCUGCGACUUCGUGGCCACCUGGUGGAACAUGGUCCUGCGGAACCUGAGAUCUCUUCCACACUCCUGUUCAACACUCAGAGGAAAAAUUGCUGCUCUGUACAACAGCUUUACUAGUAAACCAUUAAAAGAACACAUUUUCCCUCCUCUGAUGGACAUGCUGAUUUAUUUUAAUUUUUACAAAGCUCCAUUUCUUGUGGAUUUAAAGAAACCAGAGUCAAAGAUUCCUCACACGGUGAACUUCUACAUAAGGGUUGAACCCCGAGUGAUGCUGGGAAUCUGGCACACAGUCCCCAGCUGUCGGGGAGAAGAUGCCAAGGGGAAGGACUGUUGCUGGUAUGAAGCAGCCCUUCACGAUGGGAACCCGAUUAUUGUUUAUCUUCACGGCAGUGCAGAACAUAGGGCAGCCCCUCACAGGCUUGAGCUGGUAAAGGUGCUGAGUGAUGGUGGCUUUCAUGUUCUAUCUGUUGACUAUAGAGGGUUUGGGGACUCAACAGGGAAGCCCACGGAGGAGGGACUGACUGCGGAUGCUAUUUGUGUCUAUGAGUGGACCAAGGCAAGAUGUGGUGCCACUCCCGUGUGUCUCUGGGGCCACUCUCUGGGCACAGGAGUUGCAACAAAUGCUGCAAAAGUGUUAGAAGAGAAAGGAUGCCCAGUUGAUGCCAUUGUCUUGGAAGCUCCUUUUACCAACAUAUGGGAUGCAAGUAUCAACUAUCCCUUGUUAAAGAUUUACCAGAAGCUGCCAGGAUGUGUACAGGUGCUUAUGGAUGCCCUGAGAAAAGACAGGAUAGUCUUCCCCAGUGAUGAAAAUGUUAAAUUCCUGUCUUCUCCCCUGCUCAUCUUACAUGGAGAGGAUGACAGGACUGUGCCUUUGGAGUGUGGAAAAAAGCUCUAUGAAAUUGCACUUGAUGCCUACAGGCACAAAGAGAGGGUCAAGAUGGUUAUCUUUCCUCCUGGUUUCCAUCACAAUUUCCUUUAUAAAAGUCCCAUACUAUUAAAAACCGUGAGAGAUUUCCUGAGUGAGCAGUGGGCAUGAGGUCAUGCGAGCAGUAUCGAUCUUCACUGAAGACUUGGUCCAAAUACUACCUAUAAGGUAUAUUUUCCUUAUGCAACAUUCUACUGGGAUGCUUGAAUGAGCUGAAACCACUGACACUUCCUCAAGACACGUGUCAUCUAAACAAGGAGAAUGUAUGGGUGGCAUGGAAUGUUCUCAUUUAGCUCAUCAUAGUCUACUUUGAAACAUGCCGAAACCUCAUCACUGUGGAGAAUCAGAAUUUGGUAAAAUUUGGAUCUCAUCUAAAAAUGUAUAGUCAUCAGACUGGGGACAUUUGCUAUGGUGGGAACAUCUGCACCUGCCCCCCAAUUCAUAUGUCGAAGGUUAUGAUGUUGGGGGAGGUGACUGGAUCAUGAGAGUUCAGUCAUGAACAGGGUUAGUGUCCUUAUGAAAUAGGCCCAAAGAGCU